UGUCAUUAGUCGGUGUCGAUAGUUAUUGAAAAGGUCUGUUUAUACAUUAAGCAUCUUUCAUUAUACCUAUGCGCAAUAGAACUUGCAACAUGAUCGUUCAAAUAGCAAAGAGGAAUACAACAUUAGCUCAGUAUGGACUUUUGUUCAUUCGCUCUAUGUCGACAGGACAUUUCGACCUUCAUCUUGAUACUUUGGCUCCGAGAAGUAUACCGGGAUUCAAAUUAUGGUGGGCAAAAGAAGUGACACCAAAGCUGUAUGUUGCUGGAGGAUUAACAGACACGCAAAUCAAAUAUGCACAUGAUGAAGGAUUUAAUGGCGUUAUAUCUCUUUUCCAUGAAAAUGAUCCUGGUCAGUUUGGGGGUGAAAAACUAGCUUCUAUUUCAGAAGCCAAAUAUGUUGCAACGAUUGCUGGUCUUCAGUUUGAUGCUAUUCUAACAGAGAACGAAGAUUGGGCCUCUGUUAAAGCAGUGGAGAAACUAACAGACUCGAUUACUAAGAUGGAGAAACCAAUUUUGCUUUAUGCCAGCAAACCACAAGCUGUAGCUUUUACAACAUUAUUGCAUACAGUUUACAUGUCAAAACUGAACUCUAAAUACGAACCAAGAGUCAACAGUGAAAAAUUCUAUAAAAUGAGUGCUUUAAUGGGGAUGGAUUUUACAGAAGACAAAUUUAAAUCGGUUGUUGCAGAAAUAACAGGUGAACCAAUAGUUAGCAAUCCUCCAAAAUGUGAUGCAUAUCCAAAUUGGUUGGGAUAUUGGCUUGGUCAUCCUGUCUAUAAGAAUUGGUUCACUGCUGGCCAGAUAAGAAGAGGCCAUUUAAAAGAGCUUGAAGCCCAUGGCUUCAAAUCAGUUAUCAACAUGCGAGUGGGUAAAACCUUCAACAAUAAUCCCUCGCAAGAGACCGUGAAUCUGAUCAACAUACCAGACAAUGUUAAUACAUAUGACGAGAACUAUAAUCCAGUAAGACAAAAAACGUCGGAAUUAGCGAAAGUGGUAAUAGAUCCAGCUUUGGACAGAGAACAUAUAUCUCCUAGAUCAAAAGUAAAUUAUGAAACCGAGAACCCUGAGGAGUAUGGUGACGAAAUUGGUUAUAAUGAAGAAAUUGAAAGCGAGCAUUUUAAGGGAUCAUCUUUGAAAUAUUACCACUUACCUUUAGAUAUUAAUACCACCUUCAGUGCAGAUGUAUUUCAACAGUACAAGGACAAGCUGCUAAAAAUAGGAAACGACGGCCCAGUUUUGUUUCACUGCACUAUUGGGCAAAGAACUGCAUUUAUGGGUGUCCUAGCAGCGGCAGUUCAGUACAAUAAAGAUUUACAAUGGGCUUUAAAGCGCAUACGUGAGCUCGGAUUUACUGUCAACGAAACAUCUUUUAGUGACGUUAAUAAGAUGUACAAUGAUGUGCUUGGUCCGAUGCAGGCUACACAAUAAUGAACUUUUAUCCGAUAGUUUUUAAGUUGCAGUGUUGUUUUUGUUAUGGCAAGGUUUUAUUUUCAUUACAUAUAUCUGGGACUAUUAUACUAUAUUAUGUCCCAGCAUAUAUAUACAUAUAGGUCAAUCUGGUGCUGGACAUAAAUAUAUGUAUUGUUCACAAAUUAAUGCUAAUUUAUGCUUAUUAAUCUUUCAUCAGAUGUUUGUAUGUUUCUUGAUAGUCGGAAAAGUAUAAUGACCAGACAUAAACUUCAAACAUUAUAGCCUUGAAAAUGUUUGUUCUUAGUAAGGAAAAACAACUAUGACGAGCCGUUUACUGUGCGUAUUGCUAUGUGUUUCUUUAUUCUAUAUUGGCUAGAGGUAUAGGGGGAGGGUUGAGAUCUCACAAAACAUGUUUAACCCCGCCGCAUUUUUGCGCCUGUCACAAGUCAGGAGCCUCUGGCCUUUGUUAGUCUUGUAUGUUUUUUAAUUUUAGUUCAUUUAUAUGUUUUGGAGUUUAGUGUGACGUCCAUUUUCACUGAACUA
Molecule: messenger RNA, 1952 nt
Organism: Mytilus californianus (California mussel)
Lineage: Eukaryota; Metazoa; Mollusca; Bivalvia; Mytilida; Mytilidae
Exons: 3
Coding region: 69-1427 (452 amino acids)
Source: RefSeq, a predicted model, not a curated record